This is a messenger RNA of Sebastes umbrosus (honeycomb rockfish), 1163 nucleotides long. Its product is annotated as CD209 antigen-like. The transcript has 6 exons. Gene Ontology annotation, cellular component: external side of plasma membrane. The coding region runs from base 99 to 998 and encodes 299 amino acids. Gene Ontology annotation, biological process: biological process involved in interspecies interaction between organisms. Lineage: Eukaryota; Metazoa; Chordata; Actinopteri; Perciformes; Sebastidae. The record is from RefSeq and is a predicted model, not a curated record. Gene Ontology annotation, molecular function: fucose binding; D-mannose binding.
UUUGUAAUAUUGACAGAGCAGCCACCUCACACAGAUAAAAGUGACAUGCAGGGGGGGAUUUCUGAGUAAAAACCCGAAGACCAGACGGAUAUCCAGACAUGAUUUCAAAUGAUGAUUGCAGCACAGAUACACUACACCAUAACACGAGAAAUAAUGGAUCUACGCGCAUGGUCAGAGUUGGGUCCAGAAGUCUUCCACUGUAUCCAUGUGUGAUCGUGUGUUUAGGACUGCUAAACACUAUUCUGAUGUUAACUGCUAUUGUUAUUGGGGUUUACUGUGGCAAAGGCAGUGAGGAAUCCGCUCCACACCAAAUAACAGCACAAGCGCUCAUCAUAGAGGUGAGGCAACUUCAGAUAAUGCAGACUGAAGCGAUUAAAGCUCAAGAAGAGGCCAAACAAGCAUUAGAGGAAGAGCUCAGGAGCCAUCAGCAACUAAAACUGCAGUUAGAGCAGAACAAGACCCUCAGCGACAGCAUUCAGAAGCAGCUUGAGACACUAGAUGUGGAGAGAGCAAGACUGCAGUCCGAUUCAUCUGAUAUACUGGAAAGUUGUGGACGGUGCCAGUCAGGAUGGCUUUUAUUCAACACAUCGUGCUACUUCCAUGCUACACCAGCAUCCGGUCCCUUAAAGAACUGGGCAGACAGCAGGGCGGACUGUGUCAGGCGUGGAGGCAAUCUGGCUGUGAUUGAUAGCUUGGAGGAGCAGAUCAACCUUUUUGAGUACCUACCUAAACAGGAUUCAAGCAUUCGACCUUGGUGGAAAAUUUCAGGGGGCAUUUGGAUUGGCCUUUCAGAUAUUCACACAGAGGGCAAAUGGGUGUGGUUAAAUAAUGUGACUCUGCAAGAUGGAGGGUACUGGAUACAAGGGGAGCCAAACAACCAUGGAGAAGUGGGUGAGGACUGUGCAGCUGUCUUGAACAUUGCCAACCCUAGGGCAACGUGGUUUGAUGCAAACUGCCAAGAAAACAAGGAACGGUUAUGUGAAAUGGACCCCAACUAGCUGUGGAGAGCCAUAUCCAGGCUGAGUCUCCCCAAAGAAGUUGCCUCCAUAAUGUCAAACAAGCUGGAACCACCAUAUGAGAAGAGAAGGCCCAGUUAUUUUCCAUAUCAGCAUUGAUUGCAUGCAAGUUUCUCUGGUCUUAAAUAAAUACAUGGAAUAUAUUAA